GUGGGAGAGCCGCCGUCACACCUUUAUCUGUAGCCUUCCCCCAGGUCUUAAGGAUCCUGAAACCUUACCGCGGACGGUGGAUUGGGUGCAACAGCAGCCGCGACUGUGGGAAAGAGCAGCAAGAUGCCACGGCACACGGACUAUAGACCCACGCGUAUCCUGCAAGAUGACCGAACAUUCAUUGGCACCUCUAAGGCUUUUGACAAACGUAGGAACGUGAUCCUCCGGAAUUAUGAUGAAUCCAGCAAGAUCUGGCCAAAGAAUGCGAAGCGCCCAGAGCGUGAAGAAAAGCGGGUUGGGGGUCUGGUGUUGCUACGUAGGGAGAACUUGGGUUUCCAUGCCUGUCAAGGACCACCCCCCAGAGACCCUGGCAUUGCUCGGGUACCACUUGCUGGAGCGGCAGGAGGUCCUGGGGUCGGCAGGGCAGCGGGCAGAGGAGUGCCAGCCGGUGUUCCAAUCCCCCCGGCUCCUGCUGGAUCUGCAGGCCCCGUGCGAGGGGUUGGGGGACCAUCCCAACAGGAAAUGGCUCCACAGGGAAGAGGUACUGUAGCCGCUGCCGCAGUUGCUGCUAUUGCCAUAAUUGCUGCAGCCCCCACCCGGUGCCCACCGGGACGGGGGACCCCACCCACUCCCGUGGGCGGAGCUACACCACCUCCAGGCAUCAGGGCUCCUCCACGUGGUAUGAGACCACCCAUGGGCCCACCAAUUGGGCUUCCCCCUGCCGGAGGGACGCCAAUAGGCAUUCCCCCUCCAGGAAUGAGACCCCCUCCGCCAGGUAUUAGAGGUCCCCCUCCCCCAGGAGUGUGUCCACCAGAACACAAUACUGUCAGUCCUUCUCAAGUCACUCCUUUCUCUGCGAUGUGUCCUGUGAAACUACAGACAGUGUUUGUGAGCUUUUGUGGCUACCCGCCUAUCCAUAAGGCCAGUCCUCCCCCUAGCAAUACCCGCUACAGACUAGGGCCUGUGAUCUAUUAA
Messenger RNA from Felis catus (domestic cat), 975 nucleotides. RefSeq names its product small nuclear ribonucleoprotein-associated protein N-like. Gene Ontology annotation, cellular component: U4/U6 x U5 tri-snRNP complex; catalytic step 2 spliceosome; U4 snRNP. The record is from RefSeq and is a predicted model, not a curated record. Lineage: Eukaryota; Metazoa; Chordata; Mammalia; Carnivora; Felidae. Gene Ontology annotation, biological process: mRNA splicing, via spliceosome.